Molecule: messenger RNA, 861 nt
Organism: Naumovozyma castellii
Lineage: Eukaryota; Fungi; Ascomycota; Saccharomycetes; Saccharomycetales; Saccharomycetaceae
Gene: RXT3
Product: Rxt3p
Exons: 1
Coding region: 1-861 (286 amino acids)
Source: RefSeq, a predicted model, not a curated record
AUGACCGCUGUUACUGAACCACCUAGAGAAACGCUUGACCCGAACCAGGCAUAUAGAGAGACUCAAUCUCACAUAUAUAGUCUUCAGGAGACAAUACUGGAUUCAACCAAAAAGGCUAAGGAAUCCAAGACAGAAUCACCGAAUGAGGGUCACAGCUCACCUAAACAAGAAACUACAACUCCAGAUAUUGAACCUAAGCAAACAACAGUGAACUCCUUGCCCAUUUUAAACCUAAAUGAGGAGUUGCACCAUGGUCAGGCACCAUCGUUUCUUGGGUCCCUGGAGUAUAAUAGUCAUAAAGUUGGAAACUUCAAUAAUUCGAAAACAUCCUCGGAAGUAUUCCAGCCUCCCUAUGUUAUCUUAUCAGAGGAACAUUUUUUAUCACACAUGCCAAGGCCAUUCAUUCCCGAAUUCGGCAUCGACAAAGCUUACUCUUUGUUGAAGAUACAUAUACGAUAUGAACAAUUACAGAACGCAUAUAAUAAUAUAUCGGCUCCAAGAACGACCAAUAACGAACUCUGGGGCUGUGAUAUAUAUACCGAUGACUCAGAUCCAAUAUUGGCGUUAAGGCAUUGCGGGUUCCAAAUAGACCCAAAAUUAACGCAAGGUAAGGUAAGAACCCCUGGGAAUUUACAGAAUACAGAUAAUGUUCAUGGUGGUCUACCAACUGAAGACGGGGCUGUGUUUGAUUUGGACCUUACUAUAAUUUUAUUACAAAAUUUACAGUAUUAUCCCUCUACCAGCAGAUUUGGACUUUCUUCGAGAAAAUGGGGAUCUCUACCUACUGAAUCUGAGAAUUGUUCUCCUCAUGAUGGACUUUCGUUUGGGAUCUACGAGAUUGCUAUUGUUAAGCGCAAUUAG